This is a messenger RNA of Ipomoea nil (Japanese morning glory), 843 nucleotides long. RefSeq names its product glycine-rich cell wall structural protein-like. Bases 153 to 578 code for a protein of 141 amino acids. NCBI's taxonomy places the organism in Eukaryota, Viridiplantae, Streptophyta, Magnoliopsida, Solanales, Convolvulaceae. The transcript has a single exon. The record is from RefSeq and is a predicted model, not a curated record.
AAUCUCCGAUACACGUGGUAGACCAUAAUUGGUGUGGCGACUUGUUAACAGUAUUAUUUUGCUCAUCCACUCUAUUUUGCCACCUCUUUAUAAACCCUAAUUCUAUCCAUCUUUUGAUUUCGACAAACAAAGAAGAAGAAAAAACGUUCAAAAUGAGAUCCAAAGCCAUUCUGAUCCUUGCUUUUGUGCUAAUCACAUCAACCGCCAUCCUUGCAGCUCGGCCUGAACCGGAAGAGCUCAAUCACCUCGCCAGGGAGACAUCCCAGAGAGGCGGCGGCGGGGGGUUCGGAGCACCGUACUUUGGGCCGGGAAGCGGGUUUGGAGUACCCGGUUUUGGGAGCGGGUUUGCGGGAGGAUAUGGAUCCGGGUACGGUGGUCCGGCAGGAGGGUACGCGAGAGGCGGCGUAGUGAGGCCGACGGUGGUUUGCAAGGAGAAGGGCCCCUGUUACGGGAAGAAGCUGACGUGUCCGGCCAAGUGUUUCAAGUCGUUCGCCAAAGGCGGGAAGGGCUACGGCUACGGCGGCGGCGGCGGUGGCUGCACCGUCGAUUGCAAGAAAAAAUGCAGCGCUUAUUGUUAAGCGCCGCAGCUCGUUCAUUCGUAAACGUUAAUGAAAGCUACGCCCAUACAUAUAUAUAUAUGGGAUUACCUGUCUCUAUAUAUGUGGCUGGUAAGAUGACUAAGAUCGAGAUUAUAUAUAUAUGAUGCUAUGGUAGUCAGUUAAUAUUAGCAGCUAUGUCCUGCAACUAUGUAUGAACUAUGAAGAAUGUUGGUAUGUAACGUAUGAGUUUAGCGGGUUUUACUCUCUUUUUCCACGAGAAAUGAGAUAGAUAUUAGUUUCUUUC